AUGAUCCCAGGCUUUGUUAACUGUCCCCUGCAGCUGACCUCGGUGACCUGCAGCCAUCCAUCCACUGGUUUACAUUCCCAGCCACAAAGUAGCUAGGCCUGGUUACAAGCCACACUGGUUCCUGGGGUCUAAUCUUGGCUAGGCCAGCAUCAGGCAGCCUCAGCUAUUCACAAGAGCCUUCGUUCGUAGCCUACAGCAGACUGUUUCAUGUAGUUUACCAUUGCUUCAAGAACACGUCUGCAAGUGGAACCUGGAGCUGGUACUUGUCACAGGAAAGCAUCUAGCAGGUUAUGGGGCUUUGCACGGCCCUGCUCAGCUAGGGUUAUGUCUGAUAUACUGGAAGGCAAAUCUGAAUGGGGCAGUACAGUUCACUCUAAACAUGGCCUCUGGCUCAGGUGCCACCUGCGCUCUUCCGUAGGCACGUCCCUGCCCCCUCAUCACCAGAAGUCGGCUCACCCACAGCUCUUUUGUAAGGCAUCAGACACUGGCGCCUGGUAGCCAUCUCUUGAUCUCCUUGCCAGACCAGGCUCUUAUUACCCUGCCUCCUGGGUCAGGGGGUCAGACAAAGGGUCACACAGACUUCUUCCUUCCUGUCUCUGAGAAAACCACUCCCUGGGGACCUCUGGAGUCACAGAAAGGGUUUGGAAAGGCAGAUUCCAAGCAGACCCUUUGUCUGCCAUCAGCUUUGAUCUCCCUGCCCUCCCCCACAGUGGUAGGAGCCUCUAGUCCAGUUAAAGAAUGGAUGCUGGCCCUCAUGGUGGGUUUGUGGGGCAAGGCCUGAAUGUACUUAGAUCCCUGAGCAACAUCUAGGACGCUUGCUCUUUGAAGGAUGAGCUGGCCAUCCCUUGAAAAGAAGUUUGGUGACUUCUCUGGACCCUUGUUUGCACUAUGAACACAGUGUCAGGAGACUGUCUUUGACCAGUGCACAUAACUUUUUUGCAUGUCUUUUUUUCACCCAGACAAAAUAGCUAUCUGGUUUUGUGACUGCCUUGCCCAUUUGAAGGAGCCAGGAGCCCUGUUUUAGAGAAACAGGUGUAUCCAAGGGGGUGAAUCCUGCUGAAGUGUGCUCUCAGCUGGUGAGAUGGCCAAAGCACUGCUGUCACCGCCUCAGUGCACCACCAUGCCAGGCACCCUAGCAGGUUUUUUACUCUAUACCAAAACCUGGCAGAUGUGACACUUGAAGGGUCCUGGAGAACAGAACCUCUCUCACUUGCCAGCUGAAGAUGUUCCUUACUUGUACUCAUGACAGGUGCCAUCCUUGGCGGCCUUUGGAGAAAACUUAGGCUAGUAGUCAGUUAGGGCUGGAGACUGGGGCUGAGGACAAAAGCUGAAAUCUACCAGCCCUACCCCUCCUCCCUGAGUAGAGGGUAGGAGGGUCUUUAAGGAGACUUUGAUCCCUGCUGGGCUCAGCUUGUAGAGGGAGGGGCUCAGAUUACAGCAUCCCCCCUCCCUGGUUUAGCUGGCCCUUCUCCGCCCCUUGGUGACCCUAGUGGUCAGUUGCUCUGAGCUUCAGGGCCUCUGGCCCCUCCCCAGCCCUUCCUCUUCUUCUGUUCCCAGUCCUAUGCUGACCAGAGCCUGAGAGCCACCCACAGUGGUUGGGAGAGGGCCAGCCAGUAUUUUGUGGACGGGUUCUGAAAGAUCCCAGAAUACCUAUUCACACUGCCAGAAAGGAACAUCAGCUGUGGGCUCCAGCCUUUGGGGGGCAGGGGCCCAAGGAGUCACAGAAGAGGGUCCAUUUGAGGCAGGGAUAGCAAUCCUAGGCCCAGGACCCUGUAAGGUGGAUGCCUAUAGGAAGUCCUGGCUCCACGAGUGGCUGGUGGCCACACACUCCCACUCCCUGGCCCUGUGGCCCCCAUGCCUGCCCCACAGCCACUCCUGCCUCUGCUCUUUGUCUUCGGGCUCAUCCAUCUGACCUCGGAGACCAACCCGCUGCCAGAGCCUGGAAGCCACCCUGGCAUGUGCCCCAACCAGCUCAGCCCCCACCUGUGGGUGGACGCCCAGAGCACCUGUGAGCGUGAGUGCACCAGGGACCAGGACUGUGCGGCCUCUGAGAAGUGCUGCACCAAUGUGUGUGGGCUGCAGAGCUGCGUGGCGGCCCGCUUCCCCAGUGGUGGCCCAGCUGUACCUGAGCCAGCAGCCUCCUGUGAAGGCUUCCAAUGCACACAACAGGGUUCUGACUGUGACAUCUGGGAUGGGCAGCCAGUUUGCCGCUGCCGUGACCGCUGUGAGAAAGAACCCAGCUUCACUUGCGCUUCUGAUGGCCUCACCUAUUACAACCGCUGCUAUAUGGAUGCAGAGGCCUGCCUGCGGGGUCUCCACCUGCAUGUGGUGCCCUGCAAACACAUUCUCAGCUGGCCACCCAGUAGCCCAGGACCACCUGAGACCACUGCUCGGCCAACACCUGGGGCUGCUCCCAUGCCACCUGCCCUGUAUAACAGCCCCUCACCACAGGCAGUACAUGUAGGGGGAACAGCCAGCCUCCACUGUGAUGUUAGUGGUCGUCCACCGCCUGCUGUGACCUGGGAGAAACAAAGCCACCAGCGGGAGAACCUGAUCAUGCGCCCUGACCAGAUGUAUGGCAAUGUGGUUGUCACCAGUAUUGGACAGCUAGUGCUGUACAAUGCCCAGUUGGAGGAUGCAGGCCUAUAUACAUGCACUGCACGCAAUGCUGCUGGCCUGCUACGGGCUGACUUCCCCCUCUCUGUUUUGCAGCGGGUAAAUACUCAGGAUAAGGACCCAGGUGUCCUGGCCCUGGCUGAGUGCCAGCCUGACACACAGGCCUGUGUUGGGCCUGCCACUCCUCACCAUGUCCUUUGGCGCUUUGACCCACAGCGAGGCAGCUGCAUGACCUUCCCAGCCCUCAAAUGUGAUGGAGCUGCCCGGGGCUUUGAGACCUAUGAGGCAUGCCAACAGGCCUGUGUCCGUGGCCCUGGGGAUGCCUGUGCACUACCUGCGGUUCAGGGCCCCUGCCAGGGCUGGGAGCCACGCUGGGCCUAUAGCCCACUGCUACAGCAGUGCCACCCCUUUGUAUACAGUGGCUGUGAAGGCAACAGCAAUAACUUUGAGAGCCGGGAGAGCUGUGAAGAUGCUUGCCCCGUGCCACGCACACCACCCUGUCGUGCCUGCCGCCUCAAGAGCAAGCUGGCUCUGAGCUUGUGCCGUAGUGAUUUUGCCAUUGUGGGUCGACUCACAGAGGUACUGGAGGAGCCAGAGGCUGCAGGCGGCAUUGCUCGUGUGGCUUUAGAUGAUGUGCUCAAAGAUGACAAGAUGGGCCUCAAGUUCUUGGGCACCAAAUACCUGGAGGUGACACUGAGUGGCAUGGACUGGGCCUGCCCAUGCCCCAAUGUGACAGCUGGUGACGGGCCACUGGUCAUCAUGGGUGAGGUUCGUGAAGGUGUGGCCAUAUUGGAUGCUAACAGCUAUGUCCGUGCUGCCAGCGAGAAGCGAGUCAAGAAGAUUGCAGAGCUGCUUGAGAAGAAAGCUUGUGAGCUGCUCAACCGCUUCCAAGACUAG
Molecule: messenger RNA, 3513 nt
Organism: Chionomys nivalis (European snow vole)
Lineage: Eukaryota; Metazoa; Chordata; Mammalia; Rodentia; Cricetidae
Gene: Wfikkn1
Product: WAP, follistatin/kazal, immunoglobulin, kunitz and netrin domain containing 1
Exons: 2
Coding region: 1855-3513 (552 amino acids)
Biological process (GO): negative regulation of transforming growth factor beta receptor signaling pathway
Cellular component (GO): extracellular region
Molecular function (GO): serine-type endopeptidase inhibitor activity; transforming growth factor beta binding; receptor antagonist activity
Source: RefSeq, a predicted model, not a curated record